Molecule: messenger RNA, 1047 nt
Organism: Ceraceosorus guamensis
Lineage: Eukaryota; Fungi; Basidiomycota; Exobasidiomycetes; Ceraceosorales; Ceraceosoraceae
Product: putative prohibitin PHB1
Exons: 5
Coding region: 108-926 (272 amino acids)
Biological process (GO): mitochondrion organization
Cellular component (GO): membrane; mitochondrion
Source: RefSeq, a predicted model, not a curated record
CCACCAAAUUACGCUCACCCCUCUCCUCCGCUCCACAAGAAUCGCGUUGAUCUUUGACAAACUCGCAUAGCCGACCAUCCUAUCAAGAGCAUCAGGCCUAUAACAACAUGGCCGGGAUUGUGCAGCGAUUAGGAGGAUUGGGGGUGCCUUUGGGUGUGGCAUUCAUUACGCUUCAAGCCAGUCUUUACGAUGUGCCGGGAGGCUACCGAGCCGUCAUGUUUGACCGUUUCUCUGGGGUUAAGGACGUGGCUUCGAACGAGGGAACCCAUUUCCUGAUUCCUGGUCUGCAGCGUGCUAUCCUUUAUGAUGUCCGCGUCAAGCCUAGGAACAUCUCUACGACGACUGGAAGCAAGGACUUGCAGAUGGUCUCGUUGACUCUCAGAGUGCUCUCGCGACCAGAUGUGCAGCAUUUGCCAAAGAUCUACCAAUCCCUUGGUCAAGAUUACGACGAAAGGGUCCUGCCUUCGAUUGGCAACGAAGUCUUGAAGGCAAUUGUGGCGCAAUUCGACGCGGCUGAGCUGAUCACUCAGCGGGAGGUGGUGUCUUCGCGCAUCAGAGAGGACUUGCUGCGUCGCGCAUCAGAGUUCAACAUCAAGCUGGAAGACGUUUCCAUCACCCACAUGACUUUCGGUCAGGACUUCACCAAGGCGGUCGAGCAGAAGCAGAUUGCGCAACAAGAUGCGGAGAGAGCCAAGUUCGUGGUCGAGAAAGCGGAGCAGGAGAGACAGGCUAGUGUCAUCAGAGCGGAGGGUGAAGCCGAAGCUGCGAGAACGAUCUCGCAGGCGCUCGACCGCGCGGGCGAUGGUCUGCUAACGCUGCGUCGCAUUGAAGCCUCCAAGCAGAUCGCCUCCACCCUCAGCGGCGCGCGAAACGUUACAUAUCUGCCUCACGGCAACAACAUGCUCUUCAACAUGCCAGCACAGUAAGCUGCGCAACCAUGUGAUUCGAGCCUCCUUGUUCCGAUUCAUUCAUGCCGAAUUGAGCGGAUUGCUAAGCGUACCAAUGCACACCUCUCAACGAAUAGCUGUGAGCAAAUUGUGACAGAAC